UAUAUGAGGGGUUGUGUGAAAAUUAUUUUUCUCUCGGUGAACCACAAAGACAUAGAAUCAAAGUGCUUCUUUUGGACACACUGGCUUUUUUCUUUCUUUUGGAAAUUAUGGCUAAUAACACAACAAGUUUAGGGAGUCCCUGGCCAGAAAACUUUUGGGAGGAUCUUAUAACUUCCUUCACAGUGUCCAUGGCAAUUGUGCUCGUAAUUGGAGGAUUCGUUUGGGCUCUGUUUGCUUGUUGGUCUCGAAGAAGAGCCAGCGCUCCCAUCUCACAGUGGAGUUCAAGCCGGCGACCUAGGUCUUCUCACACCCAUGGCCUCAACAGAACUGGAUUUUACCGCCACAGUGGCUGUGAACGUCGCAGCAAUCUGAGCCUGGCCAGUCUCACCUUCCAGCGACAAGCUUCCCUGGAACAAGCAAAUUCCUAUCCGAGAAAAUCAAGCUUCAGGGCUUCGACUUUCCAUCCCUUCCUCCAAAGUCCACCACUUCCUGUGGAAACCGACAGUCAGCUGCUGACUCUCCCUUCUUCCCACACGUCCCCCACCAGCAGCGCUGCCCACAGUCUGAGCCGCCCGAAUUUCCACUGGUCCAGUAACAGCCUUCCAGCGGGCUUCGCAACACCCCCGCCACCGGCUUAUGAGUCAAUCAUCAAGGCGUUCCCAGAUUCCUGAGCAGGGUGCUUUCGUUUUCCAUUUGUUUCUUCCUUUCUUGUCUUUUAUUGAAAGAAAAUUAUAAACAAGCUAAACAGAAUUUUGAGGGCAUGGCCCCAGCUAAUGAAUUUCCAAGCUGAAGUAUGCUCUUGCCAGUUGGACAUCGCAAUGUAAAACACAUUUUCUUUGAAUAGAUUUUUUUCCUGUGUCUCAGAAAAAAGCAGUAUUUCUACAAAUAAAUAUUUAUGUAUUUUGUAUUCAAUGUGAGGAUUAUUAAAGAUGGGAUUCUAACCAAAGAAUCGGCUGUGAUACAGUAUAUACAUAUUAGACUAAAAUAAAAACUUCAGGUAUUUCUGGUGUACAAACCUCAUUCACUGUCCAAUGUGACUAUAAAGGGGAAAAAAUAUCACUGUGACACGUUAAAAAAUGUUUCUAUCCUAAGGAAUUUCAAUUUCACUUUUUUUAGAAUGACAAGUGAACCAAUUUUCCAUUUUGGAUUUUUAACGGAUUAUAUGGGCACAAAAAUGACAGAACAGAGGAGAUUCUAAAAUUCCUUGAAUCCACUCAUUUUUGAGAAGUGUGGGAACCAAGCAAAGGAAGCUGAACUCUGUGGCUGUUAUAGGAUACUUCAAUUUUGACACUUAUUUUGUGCUUUUCCCAAGAAUUGUUACCCACACCACUGAAGCAAAAUCUUUGGAUUUCCUAAUAUGAUGAGCUGAUUUUCUUCACUGUUGUAGUUAUGUUGUCAGAAAAGCAACAACAGAAAAUCCAACUCAUUUGACCUAACAACAAACGUUAACAUCAAGCUUGCAUUUUUUCUUAGGGAAUACAUUUCAUCUCUUAGAUUUAAGUCUAGGAAUUGGGAAAGCACUUUAUCCAGGGACCGUCCCCUGUGACCUCACAGACAAAUAAAUAAAGGCAAUGGGGAGCCCGUCUCAUCAGAGUAAGAGGUUGCAACCGUCAAGAAUUCUCCAUCCGGAACGGACUCAUCAGGCAUCAUCCCUUGUUUGCGUCUCUGAAUUUCAACCUCAGAUUCUGUAAAGAGUCUUUGUACAACGAUUAAAGCAUGCUAUAUAAUCCUUGGUGCAGAGUUAUUUAAGGAGUUCACUUCUACAAGUGGCCACCCUCUCAAAGAAAGGUACAUCCCCAUUUAUGGGUACCAGAGAGCUUCAGUGGCCAAAGGUCAGUGACAGCUCCUUUUCAUUUAAGGACACAUAUUCAUUGAAGCGUAACUCAAAAGGCCUGUGGUUCAUUUUUGAUAUAGUGACUAUUUAGCUUAUGCUUCUGUUUCUUUGGUUCUCUGGACAUUGGGAUUUUCAGUGAAGAAAAAUAUACUUUGAUUUUACUUUCUGCAAUUCAGUGAUCACAGCUAAUAGUAUAUGAAUAUGGCUGAAGAAUGUAAUAAUUUUUACACAAUAAGGGAUUCCAUAUAGCAUUUUCUUUAUAAUUUUCAUUUAGCUUAUAUUUUCCACCAUUCCUCAAGGACAAUUAUUCUUAAUAAUGUCUAUAGAUAGAUGCUUUCUAAUGAGAUAUACCAGGAAGGAAGGACGGAGGAAGGAAGGAAGGGGGGUAGGGAGGGAGGGAGGAGGAAAGGAAAGGAAAAAAAAGCUUGCAGGAUAACCAAUUGUUCUAGGUUGGUUUUUAACAAAUUCAGCAAUUAUCAGUCAUGCAAGAUUUCAAAAGAGCACUAACUUAACUUAGCAACUAUCUUUUGUUUAUAUGUCAUCUUUAAUAUUCAACAUGAGAAGUAAGCAAAGUAUAUGGUUUUUACCAAGAAUUUGUACUGAGAAUAAAAACUGCUUUUACAUCUCUCAAUUUAGGAAAAUGGGAGCAGAAAUCCUCUGAUGAAUUUAACCAUCUGGCAGAAUUGUUGCCUUCCCCUUGCCCGAGUUAUAAAACAAUCAAAACAAAUAUCUUAUAAAUAUUGUGCAAUGUAUGAAGUGUGAUUUUAAGGCAAAAACUGGAGACUCUUUAAGUUGUAUUUGUGUUAUCUGAAAUAUUUAGUUGAUUAUGAAAUAAAAUUAAACAGAUCAGUUUUAA
Manis pentadactyla (Chinese pangolin) is the source of this 2690-nucleotide messenger RNA. It is a transcript of the gene MYCT1, whose product is annotated as MYC target 1. The coding region runs from base 108 to 671 and encodes 187 amino acids. The transcript has 2 exons. Gene Ontology annotation, cellular component: nucleoplasm. The record is from RefSeq and is a predicted model, not a curated record. NCBI's taxonomy places the organism in Eukaryota, Metazoa, Chordata, Mammalia, Pholidota, Manidae.